Molecule: messenger RNA, 1107 nt
Organism: Neofelis nebulosa (Clouded leopard)
Lineage: Eukaryota; Metazoa; Chordata; Mammalia; Carnivora; Felidae
Product: putative olfactory receptor 2B3
Exons: 1
Coding region: 28-975 (315 amino acids)
Biological process (GO): G protein-coupled receptor signaling pathway
Cellular component (GO): membrane
Molecular function (GO): olfactory receptor activity; G protein-coupled receptor activity
Source: RefSeq, a predicted model, not a curated record
CAUUUCUCUUUCUGCAGAUGAAGGAGAAUGCAGAACUUUCCCUGGGACAACCACAGCUCUGUGUCUGAAUUCAUCCUUCUGGGCUUCUCCAGGGAUUCCCAAAUUAAUACAAUCCUCUUCAACAUCUUCCUCUUUCUCUACCUCUCUACACUUGUGGGCAAUGGACUCAUUGUCACCUUGAUUCACUUGGACUCCCGCCUCCACACACCCAUGUACUUCUUCCUCAGUGUCCUCUCCAUUCUGGACAUGAGCUAUGUCACCACUACUGUGCCCCAGAUGUUGGUGCAUCUGAUCUGCCAGAAGAAAACUAUCUCCUAUGUUGGGUGUGUGGCCCAGAUGUACAUCUUUCUGGUGUUGGGCAUCACUGAGGGCUGGCUGUUCUCUGUUAUGGCCUAUGAUAGAUAUGUGGCCAUCUGUUAUCCACUCAGAUACAAGGUUAUCAUGACCCCAUGGCUGUGUGGGGCAAUGGCCAUCUUUUGUGGACUGUGGGGUAUCAGCUGUUCCCUAGUCUACACUGUCUUCACAAUGCGCUUGCCCUACUGUGGCCCCAAUGAGAUCAAUCACUUCUUCUGUGAGGUCCCUGCUGUUCUGAAGCUGGCCUGUGCAGACACAUCCCUCAAUGACCAAGUAGAUUUUAUUCUGGGCUUCAUCCUUCUCCUGGUACCCCUCUCUUUCAUUCUGGCCUCUUAUGUCCGCAUCUUUGCCACAAUCUUGAAGAUCCGCUCAGCUCAGGGUCGACUCAAGGCCUUCUCCACCUGUGCCUCCCACAUCACUGUGGUCACCAUGUUCUGUGGACCUGCCAUGUUUAUGUACAUGAACCCCGGGGCCAAUGCCUCCCCAGAGCGGGACAAGAAAUUGGCUCUGUUCUACAAUAUUAUCUCUGCCUUUCUCAAUCCCAUCAUCUAUAGCCUUAGAAACAAAGAUGUGAAGAGGGCUUUCCUCAAGUUAACAGGUUCAAGCAAGGCCUCUGAGUGAGGCCAUUGGAGCACAGAAGGCUACAACCAGACCUGAAACCACAUGUUCCACCCUAUUCCCUCCCAUCACCCUAUGGAUAGGCAUGAAUCACUGACUGAGAGUUAUGGGAGAUAAUAUGUAAGGUUGGUGCCU